Messenger RNA from Gastrolobium bilobum, 977 nucleotides. RefSeq lists its product as uncharacterized. Gene Ontology annotation, cellular component: nucleus. The record is from RefSeq and is a predicted model, not a curated record. The coding region runs from base 1 to 906 and encodes 301 amino acids. Gene Ontology annotation, biological process: regulation of DNA-templated transcription. The transcript has 5 exons. Lineage: Eukaryota; Viridiplantae; Streptophyta; Magnoliopsida; Fabales; Fabaceae.
AUGAAAAUGGGCACUCGGAGAAAAAAGAGUGAAGAAUCUUCUGAUUUUAAAGAUGGUGACACUGAGAGUGAAGGAAGCAAAAGGGCAAAAAAAGAAAGUGACUUUUCACACUACGAGCAGAUAAGGGACCAAAGGAUCAAAGAGAACAUGGAGAGAAUGCAGAAGCUGGGCUUAUUGGACCUCUCUCUUAAGCUCAAGCACCAAAAGAAAAACUCACACGACAAGAAGAAGAUGAAAGCUUUACCACCCAGCCAAUCACCCUCAAGACGUUCUUCCAGAUUAUUGAGCGUGGCCCCAGUUGACUAUAAUGAGCGUCAUUCAUCUAUUAAGGAAGAGAAGGAAGAGAAGGAAGUAAAGAUUUUUAUACCAGAAGGUAGAAACCCUGAAGUUUACACUGAAGAGCAUGAGAAGCUUCUGGGAGAUUGUGAAACCAUUUGGGAAUUGUAUGUAGAUGGAUAUGAUGAAGAUGGGGAACGUAUAUAUGAUGCAGUCAAGGGAGAGUCAUGCCAUCAAUGCAGGCAGAAAACUCUUUGUCAGCAUACCAGUUGCAACAAAUGCGAAUUAUCUCAAGGGCAACUCUGUGGAGAUUGCUUGUACACGAGAUAUGGAGAAAAUGUGAUAGAAGCAAACCAUGAUCCCAAAUGGACUUGCCCGGCUUGUCGGGGAAUUUGCAACUGCAGUCGUUGUCGAAGGGAAGAAGGUUGGAUGCCUACCAGUAAUAUAUACAGGAAGGUGACAAAACUGGGUUUCAAAUCUGUGGCUCAUUAUCUGAUUAAAACCCGCCGCUCUGAGAUAUGCGAAGGGUCAGGUGCUGAAAAUAUCGUAGCCGAAGAAGAAUUAUCAGAAACCUCUGCAGAUACGACAGUGAAUACACCAGUUCGCACAAGGAGGUCCCUGAGAAGUUAAAAGGUGAUCAAAAGGAUGCAAAGACCAGAGCUGAGUAAAAAGAUUGGCAUAUACAUCUACAUGAAGAUGAU